AUGGAAUUAAAGACAAAAAAAAUAACUUUUCGGGAUGCAGAAAAAAAGUAUAGGAUAUCAAAGUCUACUCUGCAAAGAAAAGUAAAUAAUAAAAAUACGAUGAAAGUGGGCGGACCAAAUACAUUGUCGGAAAAAGAUGAAGAAAAUCUAGUUAAGGGAAUAUGUUUGUCUAGUAAAUGGGGAUUUCCUUUUACAUCUAUGGAUAUCCGGUUAUUGGUACAACAAUUCCUGAAUAAAAAUGGUUUUAAGGAAAAACGGUUUACAAACAAUUUACCCGGAUAUGAAUGGUUCAAACAUUUUUUAGAUAGACAUAAAUCUAUAUUAAGUGAGCGAUUAGCCGAAAAUAUAAAGAGAUCAAGAGCGGAAAUCAACCAUGAAUCUAUAAAAAAAUAUUUUGAACACUUAAAAAACUCGUUAGCCGGAGUUUCUGCAAAUUUAAUUAUUAAUUAUGACGAAACCAAUAUUACUGACGACCCUGGGAAAGCCAAGAUAAUAACAAGGAGAGGUUGCAAACAUCCAGAACGAAUUUUAGACUCGUCUAAAUCUAGUGUAUCCGUAAUGUUUGCUGGAACAGCCUCCGGGUAUUUAUUACCACCCUAUGUGGUAUACAAAGCGGAAAACUUAUAUGAUAGUUGGACAGAGGGUGGGCCUAAAGGAACUAGGUAUAAUCGUUCCAAGUCUGGAUGGUUCGAUGGUGUUUUAAUAUGUUUUAUUUCAUUUUAUAUUAACAAGUAUGUUAUUUUGGUUUUGUUAUUGUAUUAA
Molecule: messenger RNA, 762 nt
Organism: Macrosiphum euphorbiae (potato aphid)
Lineage: Eukaryota; Metazoa; Arthropoda; Insecta; Hemiptera; Aphididae
Source: the annotation of a GenBank genome assembly